Molecule: messenger RNA, 2529 nt
Organism: Rotaria sordida
Lineage: Eukaryota; Metazoa; Rotifera; Eurotatoria; Philodinida; Philodinidae
Source: the annotation of a GenBank genome assembly
AUGAGCAGUGAUAAUGAAGUACAUGACGAAGACAAUUUCCAAUGUGAACAUAUUAUUACGGAAAGUCAUAAAAAAGCAAUUUAUAGUAUAAGUAUUUGUCAACAAGCUUUAUCAGAUGAAAGUGAAGAAGCAUUUUUAUUUGCUACAUGCGCUAUAAAUCAAAUCUGUGUUUAUAAAUAUACUAUCAUCGAUGAGAAAUCAUCUGUUCAACUUAUUCAAAGUUAUUGUGAUUCAGACGAUAAAGAAUAUUUUUAUGAUUGUAAAUGGACAAUGUUUGGAAAUACGACAAUAUUAGCAGCUGCUGGAUUACGUGGUGUUGUAAGAGUUAUUAAUAUUGCUCAUCAAUGUCAUUUGAAACCGCUUCGUCAUUUAGGUAGUGUUAAUCAAAUUGCAUUUGCUAGUGAACAACCAACGUUAAUGGCUUCUUCAUGUUCUAAUUAUGCAGUUUAUUUAUGGGAUGCUGAAGCAGCUCUUUGUUUAGCUAAUUAUGUUGGACCUGAUCAACAUAAACAAGGUGUUCUUUCUGUGGAUAUCAAUUACAAUGGUACAUUCAUUGUAUCCGGUGGUUUAGAUAAUCUUGUGUGUGUAUGGUCGACACAAGAUAAAGAAAUAAUUGAAAAUAUGGCUAUAGCUAAAAGAGGACCUUUGUUUAAAGAAUUUAGACUCUCAGCACCACAUCAUGUUUAUUUUCCGAUAUUUUAUUCAAAUACUUUGCAUGAACAUUAUGUCGAUUCUGUAAAAUGGUUUAGUGAGGAUAUUAUUGUCAGCAAGUCAGCUGAUCAUGUUUAUUGCAUUUGGAAAUUUAAUGUUGAACAAAAAGAUCCGAAUAUAUUGUUUCGAUGGAAUCGAUCAGAAAAAUCUAAUAUUAUAUUCGAUGUUCGACUUGGUUUAUCAGUCACGCGAAAGUUAAUGGCUAUUGGUCGUCUCGAUGGUUCAAUAUUCAUUUGGAAUAUGACGACACUUCCUGAUCAACCAAAUAUAUUAACACAUCGUGAAUCAAAAUCAAUGGACAAUUUUGAAAUAUUUAUUGAUAAAACAAAGAAUGAUAAAGAUCAAAAUAUUGAAUAUUUAACAUCGUUUGGUAAUAAAUCAUAUGAAAUAUCUUUAUUUCAAAUACGUCAUAUUACAAUACAAGUUGAUUCAAAUGAUUUUUAUCAUAAUAAACAUAAUAAUAGUAAUGUAGUUGGAUUUAAAAUUCAAAUAACUUCGACCAAUCCUAAUAUUAUCAAUCUUCGAAAAGAAGUUCCAAUAUCAACAGAAACUAUCAAAAUUAAUAAUUCAAAUACUAUCCUAGUAGAAGAUUUAUAUAUUUUAUCUCGUAAAAAAAGUCUUGGUAAUAUUUUUAAUGCAUAUCCUUCACCAACAUUAAUCUAUCUUAAACAAAAUUCAACAAAUGAUUCAAAUAUUCAUAUGACAUGGUCAAUGAAAGGUAAUGCAAUGGGUUUAACAAAAUUAAUAUUUCAUUUGGAUAUAUUUUACGAUGAUGACACAUCAUUAUCACGUUCUUGGUCAUUAAAUAUUCUUGUAAUACAACCAAAACGUCUUAUUGAUAAAUUAUUUUAUACAAUUAUUCCAUUUAUAGUUAUUAUUAUUUCAAUAUUAAUGGGUUUUUUACUUGAUCUCAAAAUAAUAACUGAUCUUUUAAAAAAUCCUAAACCAGUUCUUAUUGGUUUUCUUGCUCAAUAUGGUUUAAUGCCUUUUUUAGCAAUGGGUAUUGCAAAAAUUUUUCAUUAUACACCUUUAUAUAGUCUUGCUCUAUUUGUUAUUGGUUGUUGUCCAGGUAGUGGUGCUUCAAAUCAAUGGACAGUUCUAUUUGAUGGUGAUGUUAAUUUAUCUGCUAUAAUGUCAUUUGUUUCAACUGCUGCAUCAUUUUUUAUGAUGCCUCUAUAUUUUUAUACAAUAGGUAGAUUUUAUAUGGAUGAACUUUCAAUUCGUAUACCAUUUUUAAGUCUUGUACGUUCAUUAGCACUUGUUGUUAUACCAUAUAGUAUUGGCAUAGUUAUAAGUUAUUUUUAUCCUAAAACACGUUCAUUUAUUAAAAAACUUAUUAAACCAAUAAUGAUAUUUGUUUUAUUAUUUUUUCUUACAUUUGGUUUAAUUGUUAAUUGGUAUUUAUUUAUAAUGAUUGAUUUAUAUACAGCAUUAACAGCACCAUUAUUACCAUUUUUAGGUUUUUUAUUUGGUGGUAUUCUUGCUUGGAUAUUUCGUAUGAAUUGGACACAUAUAAAAACAAUUGGUAUUGAAGCUGGAAUACAAAAUGUUGGUAUUGCAUUUAUAAUUAUAAUGUAUUCAUUUCCACAACCAUAUGCAACACAAGGUAUGAUUGUACCAAUGAUUGUUUCAUUUUUUACAACAAAACCAUUUUGGAUUAUUUUAAUUAUACGAAAUCAAAUAAGAAAAUAUAAACAACGAAAAGAAGAAAAGAAAAAUUUAAAUACUAAUGGAGAAAUAAUUCAUGAUAAUGAUAAAUUACAAUCGAAUAAUGAAGAAAAUUUAAAACAAGAAGAUAUCAUUGAAAUUAUAAAAUGA